Messenger RNA from Spodoptera litura, 507 nucleotides. It is a transcript of the gene ATPsynCF6, whose product is annotated as ATP synthase, coupling factor 6. Gene Ontology annotation, cellular component: proton-transporting ATP synthase complex. The record is from RefSeq and is a predicted model, not a curated record. Gene Ontology annotation, biological process: proton motive force-driven ATP synthesis. NCBI's taxonomy places the organism in Eukaryota, Metazoa, Arthropoda, Insecta, Lepidoptera, Noctuidae. Gene Ontology annotation, molecular function: proton transmembrane transporter activity.
AUAGGCAUUGUAUGUUUUUAUCUGCGCAUAAAAAAAACCUUCGUGUGAUCGAUUAAAAAAUUCUACUGUCAAACUUGUCAAAAGGGCCAGACAAGCGCAAAUACAAAAAGAUGCUGACUUCCAGGCUAUUGGGUGGUGUGAAGGUAGCACAGACCUCUGUGAUGGUCACCAGGAACCUGGCGGCCGCGCAGAAGGCUAAUGACCCAAUCCAGCAGUUGUUCCUCGACAAAAUCCGCGAGUACAAACAGAAGAGCGCUGGUGGCAAGAUCGAUGUCAGCCCAGCUAUUGCUAAGGAAAUGAAACAGGAGUUGGAGAAGCUGGAGAAGCAGUACGGCGGUGGCUCCGGAGUGGACAUGACCUCAUUCCCUACCUUCAAAUUCGAGGAACCCAAGCUGGACCCCAUCAACGAGAGCCUCGCCAAGUGAACACCUACUUGUUAACUAGUGAAUGCUUUGUCAUGGUAUAUUUAUAAGUGUAUAAUAAAAUCAUUGGAUUAGACAGUCUGAG